Molecule: messenger RNA, 3959 nt
Organism: Paramuricea clavata
Lineage: Eukaryota; Metazoa; Cnidaria; Anthozoa; Malacalcyonacea; Plexauridae
Source: the annotation of a GenBank genome assembly
GUCCUUUUGCAGUUGCACCUGCCCUUAUAUGCCAAAUUAUUUUAAAAUACAAAAUAUUAGAUGAUGACAGUAUGCAAUAAAAUUAAUUUAAAAUUUAUACUUACAAUCCUCUGGUGCGUUGACCAAUAAAUCUUGACAGCAGCUUAGCUUCUUGAACGAGAGGCAUAUUUACACAGCAGCUCAACUAAAACGUCGAACUUUCAAAGGAAAAAAAUUAAUUGCAAAAAUCCAAACAAAAUCUUCAGUAGUUUUCAGAAAAUAAAAAUCAACACCACAAAAUACGAAUAAUCGUCGCGCCAUAUGCAUAAAUACGGCAAAAAAUUCGCAAAUUGCAAGCAGUCCAAUUUUCAAAAUUUAUGAGCUUUUUAGGAAAGCACAACGCUUAAGUACACACAAAAAGUAUUAAAGACUGAAAGAUAUUUAAUAGAAUAAGUUUUAGGGGAAAAAUGGCAAAACAUACUUAUUUCAACUUUGAAAAAGCGAAAAACACAGUACUGGUUUGGUUUAUUCGCCUUUUUACCGCAUUUUUUACUUGCCCGAGCCUAUUGUUUUAUGUUGUAGCGGUAUCUAGUAUAAGAAACUUAGUGUAGGGUUUGUGUAUUUGUCAUUCAAUAAUGGCUCAAAAAAUAUAAAUGGAAUUUGUAAUGCCUUUUCUACUAUACAAAUAGCUAGGAUGGAUUCCAGGAGAGUUGAAUAUCUGAAAAAUCAUUUUGCAAUCACACUGUUUAUCAAAGAAACAGGUUAAGUAUGGUAAAUGGCAGAAAGUUGCCUUGCUUUUUACAGUGACCUCUAUGUACAACUGGACAAAAUAUUGCCAGGUGGUUCAGACACUGAGAGACACAAACCACGGCAGCUUAUUGUACAUGCCUGUACUACCUACUCCAGGACCAUGUUUAAGACAUGAUUUUCAGGUAGUUAAGACAUGAACAUAUUAUUGAAUCAGACACAAGCGACAAGCCAUAAUGGCCGGUUAAUAGUUGAAUACUAUCUGGACGGACUGUGGACACCAUGUUUGACAGCUUCCAUGCAUCUUUGUAUAUUGUAGGUCAAUGCCUCAAGUUACCAGACAUAACGAUUGCGUCAGCCUGUGUUCUUUAUCACCGGUUUAUCUCGGCAAUUGAUGAUCCUAAUGAUUUUGAUCUAAAUGUAUGUUUAAGUUAGGUUACUUUAUACAUUAUAAUUGCAAUCUUUUGGGCUGCACCAAGCCCGUAGCUGGCUCUCAAUUUCUGGGGGGGGGCACUCACUCCAGAAAGAAUGUAACCGACCGUUUGAGAUGAAAAUAUUUUUUUUCCGGAAUUAAUUUUGGCGACCCCCCUCCCCCCCACCAAUUUUUCCGGACAUACUCCAUUUUUCUGAAACCUAACAAAAUUUUUCGAAAAUCACAAAAUUUUCCACAAAAUUUACAGAAUUUUUUCCAUUAUUACAAUUGGUUCCCAGGCCCUUUAUCUCAAUUUUUCAUACCCGAUUUCCGAGUGGGGGGCACUGGGGGGCACUGCCCCACCGAGUGAGGGGGCAUUGCCCCCCCAGCUACGGGCCUGGGCUGCACCCAUUAUAUUGUUUGAUUCGACUUGUCCAAAUAAAAUUUCACAUCAGUCACAUGCGAGUACUUCCAGUUUCACUCAACUUAAGACCACAGCUACCCUGGCCAGUUUCCUUCUGCACUAACACCAGACCAAUAAGAGAUGACCCUUGCUGGAUCUCUCUGAAGAACGGUUUAGAACUAUCCAAUAUAAAUAUUUAGGUUUCCUCUUGUAGCAUGUAGCAAUGUGGCUCUUACUGGACCUCUGGGGAGAACAGUUUAGAACUGAGAGCCAGUAUAAAUAAAGUUAGUUUAGGUUUCCUCCUGUAGUAACACUGGAUCAAUACGAGAUGAUCGUCACUGGACCUCUAGGAAGAACAGUUUAGAACUGAUAGAGCUAUCCAGUAUAAAUGAAGUUAGUUUAGGUUUCCUUGUGUAACACUGAAUCAAUAAGAGAUAUGAUCCUUACUGGACCUCUAGGAAGAACAGUUUAGAACUGUCGAUAGAACUAUCCAGUAUAAACAUAUUUUACUUUGCUGAUAUUUAUUUGAAAAAAUUCUGUUAUAGAUUGUAGGAAGUACAGCUCUGUAUCUUGCUGGCAAAGUCGAGGAAACCCCAUGCAAGUUGAGGGAUCUUAUUAACAUGUCGUACAGCAUUCUGAACAAAGACAAACCUCCAAUCGAGAUUGCAAAGAAGUACUGGGCAUUACGCGACACUAUUGUCAAAUGUGAACUGUUAUUUUUACGACUUCUUGGUUUCCAAGUGACAGUGGACAACCCUCAUAAAGUAAUUAUAAAACAAUCAAUUUUGUUUAAGAGUAUGUCAGGUCUAAAAUGUUCUCCCUGAUUAGGACCAUAUCCCUUGCAAAAGGAAACUAGAGUAUCUCGACAAAACCUGCAUUAGGCAAAAAAAAAAAAUAUGUGGGUUUCCGGUUUCUUCUUAUAAAAACUUAGGUAGGGUAGGUCGGUUUUAACUUUUUUUUUAAACUUUUUUUUAAUUUUCCGAAUAAGUGGACGCCAUUUUGUUUAGUCAGUGCUUCCACAUCCAAAGAUAAAUUUCCCUAAUAUUGCCUCAAAUUUCAAUUUUCCACAAACUUUUUCCUCUAAGUGGAAACACUUACAAGCAUGAUCCAAUAAAAAAGUUUAGGGUCGGGAUUUCGACGUCGAAAAGCUAGGUAGGGUCGGGAAACCGGAAACCCACAUAUUUUUUUUUUGGCCUUAGUUAACAAGCUGGAAGCAUAUUCUUCUCACAUGCAACUGAGGUGAAAUUCUACAAAAACUUAGGCGAGUUGUACGUGUGCUUGCAUGAUUUCCACAGUACAACUCAAGUUAUAAGCAGGUUGCAUGUGACAGUUUUAGGCCAAAUUAAGUUGUGUAUAGUUUAAAUCGGUGCAGGAAAAUUUUACAUCCUCGUUUAAGGCUUGAAAUAACAGCCAUUAUCACUGAUCAAUGAUCGGCAAAUAAUUGCUUAUGAUCGGUGGAAAAGCAGGUUUCCAACCAGAAAAAGCAGGGAAAGUCGUGACUGCCAAUCACCAUGAUCAGUAACUUUGUGAACGUUAUUUCAAGCCCUGCUGGUGUCAGAUGAAAGACAGAUGUACUAUGAUCACUGUGUCAGCCAUAAAUGCUUUCUAUAUAUUUUCUGUGUUAGUUGUAAUUUAUUUCCUUUUUCAUUCAGUACAUGUUGCACUAUUUAAAAAGCCUUGAGGAUUGGUGUGAUGAUGAAACCUGGCAGCUCUCACAGUUACCACAAACAAGCUGGUCUAUUCUCAAUGAUACAUUUCAUACAACACUCUGUCUGGAGGAAACUGUACCUAGAAUUGCUGUAGCUGUUCUUUACUUUGCUGUGUCAAGCACAGGGUUGAAAAUACCAUGUGAAACUGCACAAAGACAGUGGUGGCAGGUUGGUCCUUGCUUAUAUUUACAUCUAUAUACAGUGCAGGGCUAAAAAAACGGCCGAUAAGUCUCCAGUCAAAAUAACCGGUCAACUUGAUUAAUAGCUCAGUCAAAAUACAUACACAUACUGACAGUGAAACAAAUCAUAAAGUGACCGGUCAACAUGCAGGCAUUUUUGGCUGGUCAUUGUCUGUUCACUGGCCAUUAUUUGGAGCCCUACAGUCCACUAUAAUAAAUGCCAAUACUUUCCUCUCAAGUUUGACAAUUAAAUCUGCUAAUGUAGGGCACAUGGCUACUUAAAUUAGUUAAAUAGCUUAAUAAACUCAUUGCAACGAUUGAUAAAUUUGAUUUUUAUUAUAUUGCAGGUAUUUUGUCCAGAUAGAACAGAAGAAGAUUUACAUAAAAUAGUCAACAGAAUCAUGGAUCUUUAUGACUUUGAGACUGAGAAAGUAUUGCAUGUUCCUUCACAGGAAUAAAUGUAUCGAAAUAUAGUGUAUAGUACAAAAUGUAUAUAACACAAUUACACACAUUGCAUUACUUGUAGACUA